Aspergillus melleus is the source of this 1044-nucleotide messenger RNA. RefSeq lists its product as uncharacterized. The transcript has 4 exons. Bases 1 to 1044 code for a protein of 347 amino acids. Lineage: Eukaryota; Fungi; Ascomycota; Eurotiomycetes; Eurotiales; Aspergillaceae. The record is from RefSeq and is a predicted model, not a curated record.
AUGCCAUACCUGGUAUUCCUAAAACGUGACCGAAUUGAUAGCCAGAUUGGCGUGGCUAAGGAUGAUUUUGAACAACAAGCGAGAACUGGACCUGGACAUAGGACGAGGUCUCUAGAUCAAUUCUAUUAUCAUUCUUUGAGUGGAAAUGAUAUCAAAGGCCGCGACGAAAACCAGGUCGUGACCCGUUACUUGAUCGGAGGCAAGAAUGGUGACGGGGUCGAUAGGAGCAGACCCUGGUGGCCAAUCCUCGGCGUUGACCAGCUCUGGCUUUGGGUCAUAGAUGAUGAGACCAUCAUUACCUCCUCUACUUGCAGACCGGAUGGUUAUGAAGAUCCUGUGAUCGAAGGGAUUUUCAAUCAUCUAAGGGAGGUUAAGUCCAAGAAGAAGGGACGGCCUUUGCCAUCAUCAGUCAAUCAGAUGAGCAAGUUCAUUGUCAGCUUUUGCAUCGAUUUCAUUAAUACUGCCACUUGGAAGGGCUCUAGUCCAGAUGAUCUCGCCAGACCUGAAUAUAGCCAGAAGUCUGUCAAGUCUGUACGUGAGAUCUUCUCUGAGACAGUCAAUAGCAAGGCCGUUGAAGAGAAAGACUUGUUCGCCUCCUUCAAAAGGAAAAUGGACAAGGCGAGAAGGAGGGAUGAAAGGAGAAAGAUAGUCAAGGCCAAGAAAACACAAAUCAAACAGGGUGACACUAAACCAGAAAACGGACAGCGUGAAGUAGAGAAACCAUCAGAGGAAGGAAACAAGCCGCACGAGGCUCCUGCGAAACUCCUACUGCACGGUGAACCCGACGAAAAUGAAAACUGGGCGUCCAUCAGCAAGGCCGCUGAUCUGCUGGACGAGGUCAAGGAUAUCCGCGAUGAGCUCACGAUAUUGAAGGCAAUACUGACCCAACAGGAUCAUGUUCUGGCUGAUAUCCAGAGAAGUCCACUUCAUCCGAAUUCUGAAAGAAGGUCGCAUUACAUGCUUACUGAAAUCAACGAGAUGAUUGAGAUCACGGACACCAUCAAGAGUUCAGUGUGUAGUUCUUACUGCUUUAGAAAUGCAUAG